UCGGUAAAACCUCAUCUUUUACGUCAAAUCGAUUCAAAGUCUUCUCUAUUCUCCAACCCUUUUUGAUCCUCCACACUCGCAUAUUACUCUGUGUUUCCUUCUGCCUUUUUUAAGCCGUUACGAAAAACAAAGCGUUUUGAGAGAGAGGUUCCUUCAAGCCCAUAACGGUUCAGUUGAUUUAGAUUUCUAUCUCUGUUUCGUUUACUCCGUUGUGUGUUUUUAUUGUUGAUUACUCAAAUUGACAAUUUUUGGUAAAAAAAAUAAAUAAUUCAUUGAUUGGUUUUAUAUAAAGGAUGUGACUUUGGGUUCGGGUUAAGAUUUUCAAGGCUUUUAUUACGACAGACGUGAAAACGGAAAUGCUCCCUUUGUGGGUUUAUGGAAUUUAAUUUUUUACUUGAUGUAGAAGUCGGAGGGUAUGGUUUCUACAACUCCUCCGUUGUCUUCUAGCAGCUGUGAUAAUGCGGUUCCCAAGCCAGUCUCCGUUCAAGGGCGGAUAACAGGCCCUACAAGACGAUCAACAAAGGGAGGAUGGACAGAGGAGGAGGAUAAGAUAUUAGCUGUUGCCGUUCAAAAGUUCAAUGGCAAGAACUGGAAAAAGAUUGCUGAAUGCGUUCCUGAUAGAACUGAUGUUCAGUGCCUGCAUCGCUGGCAGAAGGUUCUCAAUCCCGAUCUUGUUAAAGGGCCUUGGAGCAAGGAGGAAGAUGAUCUCAUCAUUGAGCUGGUUGCAAAGCAGGGGAAAAAGAAAUGGUCUGAGAUAGCAAAAUUCUUGCCAGGCCGUAUAGGCAAGCAAUGUAGAGAAAGGUGGCACAACCAUUUAAAUCCAGAUAUAAAAAAAACAGCAUGGACCAAAGAAGAGGAAUUGAUUCUCAUUAAGGCCCACCAAACAUAUGGGAACAAGUGGGCUGAAAUAGCAAAGUUUCUGGAUGGAAGGACAGAAAACUCAAUAAAAAAUCACUGGAACUGCUCGGUGAGGAAGAAAUUAGAAUCGAUAAAUUUAGCUUGUGGUUCUGGUCCUUACAGUCAUAAAGCAAAAGCUGAAUGCAUAAAGUCUGAAGAGGUUAAAGAAAGCUGUGAUCAGAAAUUGAACUUUGAGGGAAGUGCAGACACUUGUUCACUGGAUUUGAUUCUUGAAAUGAGGGAAAGUAAUUUGCAACCUUCAAAUAAAGAGGAUUGCAGGUCUUUGAAAGGAGGGGAAAAUGACUUAACAAAACCCCGAUGUAGAACAAAUUUGCAUGAUGGGGAUGCAGCUUCUUGUGGUCCGAGUGGCAAACAAUGCCAGGACCGUGCUAAUAAUGGCAACACAUUCAGAGAGCCCUAUCAUGCAGCUAUCAAGACCAAUGAAUUAUGUUGUACUUCCUCUAGUCAUCAAGUAAAGUUUCAAUGUCUAGGUGAACAAGUCCACGAGCCUGAUAAAUCUGUCAAUCCAUUGCCUUCUGGAGGACUUUCUCGACCCUUGCAGAGUACACGCUCAGAUAUUUCAGGGUGUAACAUAUUAACUUCUAAUUUUCUUCAUGGGUUAGCUUUUCCUGCCGCUGCUAGGAGAUUGCAUGAAUCUUCUUAUGUGCCACAACACAAUGUUUGUUAUGCGGACUAUGAAAAUAGGAACUCAAAACUUUGUGGCCAAAAUAAGGAUCCUCUUUCAUCUAGGACAGCAUGUGAAACUUAUGAGGAAAGUAAAAAUUUUCGAGCCCCUGCAAACUUGGAGGAUUCAAACAGUUCAUUGUGCUAUAAACCACUCUUCCAAAAGGAUUUAAACACACUUUUGAAAACAAGUACAUUUCCAAGUAAAGAUAGCUAUAUUCAAACAGCUUCAAGUCCAGUUUCUUUUAAUUCGCCAUCAAGCCACAAUACAGGAAUAACUGUUGAUGGUAGCAGUCCAGAAUCUAUAUUGAGGAGCGCUGCACGGAGUUUUAUAAAUACUCCAUCUAUCAUUAGAAAACGAAGACUCAAAAUUUCCAGGAAAUUUGACAAUCUAAAUCAGAAGGAUGGUGUUUGUUCACUGGAAGAAAACAGAGAUAACUCGGACAAUAGUCACCACUUGUUAUCAUGUGACAGACAUGAUAACAAUGGUGUUCUAUCCAAUGAGAAGCAACUUUUCCUGCCUCCUCUGAAGUCUCAGAAGCUUGGAAGUUCUGCUGCUGUAAAAUCUAUAGAAAAAUGCCUGGAACAUGCAUUUGAUUCUGAGUGGGCAUCUACCAACAUUAAAUAGAAAUCAGUUGCCAAUGAUUAUUCUAGUGCUGAUGGUGGUUAAGAUUGGUGGAUUGUUCAAGAGUCUGGUAGAAAGGUUUCUUUCAAGAAUUCAAGGUCGAUGAGGAGACGAGCUAAAACAUGUUGAUAUGAAAUUGGUGAAUUAUCAAUUUGUGUACAUGUUCAAUUUCGAUACACCUCGUAAUGGCAUGGACUGAUGGGAUAGGAUUUGUGCAGCCAACUCAAUGAAAGAACAAAUAACACCUCCUCAAUAGUGGGCAACAAUGAUAAUUUGUACAGCUACAUGACUGACUGUUCUGGAAACUUUAGUAAGCGAUAUUUUGAUUUUUUUCAAUAAAAGAUCUACUGAAUCCAAUUUUACUA
Messenger RNA from Juglans microcarpa x Juglans regia, 2571 nucleotides. RefSeq lists its product as uncharacterized. Gene Ontology annotation, biological process: regulation of DNA-templated transcription. NCBI's taxonomy places the organism in Eukaryota, Viridiplantae, Streptophyta, Magnoliopsida, Fagales, Juglandaceae. The transcript is spliced from 8 exons. Bases 416 to 2209 code for a protein of 597 amino acids. Gene Ontology annotation, molecular function: RNA polymerase II cis-regulatory region sequence-specific DNA binding; DNA-binding transcription factor activity, RNA polymerase II-specific. The record is from RefSeq and is a predicted model, not a curated record. Gene Ontology annotation, cellular component: nucleus.